Messenger RNA from Cololabis saira (Pacific saury), 8573 nucleotides. It is a transcript of the gene myo9bl, whose product is annotated as myosin IXb-like. The transcript is spliced from 44 exons. NCBI's taxonomy places the organism in Eukaryota, Metazoa, Chordata, Actinopteri, Beloniformes, Belonidae. Gene Ontology annotation, molecular function: protein binding; ATP binding; GTPase activator activity. Gene Ontology annotation, cellular component: myosin complex. Bases 442 to 7434 code for a protein of 2330 amino acids. Gene Ontology annotation, biological process: intracellular signal transduction. The record is from RefSeq and is a predicted model, not a curated record.
AAGUAGCGACAGGCUAGCUGGUUAGCCGCUCUGAAACCAACCAGCCUGCUUGGAAACAGUCCUCCUUUGAGCCAAUUUACACCAGAAAACGAAGCUUCGUAGUUUAAUGUACGCGUCGGAGAAGGAUGCGAUUGUUUUUUUUUCCACGUUUCCUCCUCGCUUUGAAAGCUCUUCAGCUGACACAGCUCUGAGCUUUGUCUGUCUGGCUCUCCACCGCUGUUAGCCUCAUACAAGUCUGCCUGGUUUCCUUUAAAGGAGAAAAACAACGCUAAAGGACUCAAAAAGCUGCGACGUGCCUAAGAAACCCUAUUUUUUCACCAGUGGGUUGCUGUUGAGGAUUAUUUCACCAGGACAAUGAAACACACGCUUGGAAAAGGUGCUGCUUGGUGAGACAGAGGCAGUGGCUGUGCGGCAUGCUGAGGCCACUCCCCCUGGCUCAGGAUGAGUGUCAGAGAUGGCGCUGCAACCGUGGCAACGAAUGCAGGUGGAGGAGGGGGAGGUGGGUCAGAUGGCCCUAAAGAUCAAGAUGGCCGCUCAUACGUGCUUCAGAUCUAUCCACGUUUGGCUACCCAGUCAUCUACUUGUUGCAAUCUUAGAGUGCAGAAAGAUGCAACAGCAGCCUCUGUGAUCUCGGAUGCUGCUACAACACUGGGGCUGGACCCUGGCCGCAUGUAUGUGCUGGCAGAGGUGAAGGAAUGUGGUGGGGAAGAGUGGGUACUGGAAGCUGGAGACUUGCCAGUGCAGAGGUUUCUGCUGUGGCCUCGGAAAGCCCAGGAAAAACAUCCUCAGAGCCUUGGCUUUUAUUUCUUACUACAGGAGAGGAAUCAUGAUGGCUCUAUCCAUUAUGUCCACCUCCCACCUUUGUCCAAGGAGCAAGAGGUACAGCGACUCGCAGCCAGGGGCUUCCUUCCUCCUCCCCAGGAUGACUUUGCAGACCUCUGCAAUCUCCCCGUCCUCAAUGAGGACCGCAUAUUAAAUAAUCUGCGCACACGCUUUCACAAGAAAAAGAUCUACACCUAUGCAGGCAGCAUUCUCAUCGCCAUCAACCCCUUCAAGUUCCUACCCAUUUAUAACCCUAAAUAUGUCAAGAUGUACGAGAAUCACCAGCUGGGCAAACUGGAGCCUCAUAUUUUCGCCAUUGCAGAUGUGGCCUACUAUGCAAUGCUCAGGAAGAAAGUCAACCAGUGCAUUGUCAUCUCUGGAGAGAGCGGCUCAGGCAAAACCCAGAGUACAAAUUUCUUAAUCCACUGUCUGACUGCGCUCAGCCAGAAGGGCUAUGCCAGUGGGGUGGAGAGGACCAUUCUGGGAGCAGGACCAGUCCUGGAGGCCUUCGGUAACGCCAAGACAGCCCAUAACAACAACUCCAGCCGCUUUGGUAAAUUCAUCCAGGUCAACUAUCUGGAGAGUGGAGUGGUGCGAGGGGCCGUGGUGGAGAAGUAUCUCCUAGAGAAGUCUCGCCUGGUCUCCAGAGAGAAGAAUGAAAGGAACUAUCACGUCUUUUACUACCUGCUUUUGGGUGCUUCAGAGGAAGAAAGGAAGGAGUUCAGAUUGCUGCCACCUGAAGAGUACUUCUACCUCAAGCAGCAAAAUUUUAAGAUAGAAGAUGAGGAAGACUUGCGUCAUGAUUUUGAAAGGCUGCAACAGGCAAUGGAGAUGGUGGGCUUCCUCCCAGCCACCAAGAAACAGAUCUUUUCUGUGCUUUCUGCAAUCCUGUAUCUUGGCAACGUGACGUACAGGAGGAAGUCAACAGGGAGAGAUGAGGGCUUGGAUGUGGGGCCACCUGAAGUGCUGGCUACCCUUUCUGAUCUGCUGAAGGUUAAAGAGGAGCUGCUGGUUGAGGCAUUGACGAAGAGAAAAACGGUAACCGUCAAUGACAAGUUGAUCCUCCCCUACAGCCACUGUGAAGCCAUCACAGCUAGAGACUCCAUGGCCAAAUCGCUUUACAGCGCCUUGUUUGACUGGAUCGUCCUGCGCAUCAAUCACGCACUGCUCAACAAAAAAGACAUGGCAGAAUCUGUUCCUUGUUUGUCCAUCGGUGUCCUGGACAUUUUUGGUUUUGAGGACUUUGAAACCAACAGCUUUGAGCAGUUCUGCAUCAACUAUGCAAAUGAGCAGCUGCAGUACUACUUUAACCACCACAUCUUCAAUCUGGAACAGGACGAGUACCAAGCAGAAGGAAUAACUUGGCACAAUAUCGACUAUACAGACAACGUGGGCUGUAUUCAUCUCAUCAGCAAGAAACCCACUGGCUUAUUUUACUUGCUGGAUGAGGAGAGCAACUUUCCUCAUGCCACCGAUGAGACUUUGUUAGCCAAAUUCAAGCAGCAGCACCAAGGUAACAAAUACUUCGUGCCCACACCAGUCAUGGAGCCUGCCUUCGUCAUUCAGCACUUUGCAGGCAAAGUGAAAUAUCAAAUAAAGGAUUUCCGUGAGAAGAACACAGACCACAUGCGUUCAGACAUUGUUGCGUUGUUGCGCAGCAGCGACAGAGCGUAUGUGCGGCAGCUCAUCGGCAUGGACCCGGUAGCCAUGUUUCGAUGGGGGAUCCUGCGAGCCACGAUCAGGGGCAUUGCUGCCUUCAAUGAGGCUGGUCGCUCCUGGGCAGCUAAGACUUCAGGUGUCGUCCGUCCAGUCUCCAGAACUCCCUUAGGAGAGCUUCAACGAUCAAAUGCCCCAAUAGAGAGAAUGUACAAACGAGCUUCUAUGCUCGAUUUCUACUUUGAUCACUCAGAGGAGCGCCCUCUAGAGGCCUUUGAAGACAUCUUUGCUAGCUAUGAGAAUAAGAAAGAUAUGCAUGCAGAGAUCAUCAGCUCCAUUAAGAACUUGCAGAUGGAUGGUGAGGACCCUCGCAAGCUGUUGCAAUCCUGGGGUCGCCUCCGCUUCCCACGACACAUCCUCCAGAAAAACAAGAACACCAAGCCGAGGCAGGCCAUCCCCAAGAGUUUGCUGGAUUCUCGGUCUUUGAAGUUUAUUGUGAGUCUGACCCUGCAUGAUCGCACUACCAAGUCUUUGCUCCACCUGCACAAGAAGAAGAAACCCCCCAGCAUCAGCGCACAGUUCCAGAACUCUCUGACCAAACUCUUAGAGACUCUGAACAGAGCCGAGCCUUUCUUCAUUCGCUGCAUCCGCUCCAAUGCUGAAAAGAAGGAGAUGUAUCUGGACGAGGCCUUGGUGGUUCAGCAGCUGCGUUACACAGGAAUGCUGGAAACUGUUCGCAUCAGGAGGUCGGGUUAUGGAGCCAAGUACACAUUCCAGGAGUUCAUAGAGCAGUUCAGAGUUCUGCUGCCAAAGAAUACCUCCCCCUCUAAAGACGAUAUCUCAGCGCUGCUUGGGAAGAAAAUGGGCCUGGAUCCCACCAUGUACCAGAUAGGCAAAACUAAGGUGUUCCUAAAGGAGCUGGAGCGUCAGAUGUUGCAGGAUGUUCUGCACAAGGAUGUAAUGCGGAAGAUCAUUUUCCUUCAGCGCUGGUUCAGAGCUCGCCUGCAGAGGAAGGAGUUCUUAGACAUGAGACGGGCUGCCAUUUUGUUCCAGCGUUUGUGGCGUAGGUACUGCAAAGAGGAGCAGAGGCGACGUGCAGCCACUGUGAUUCAGGCUCUGUGGAGGGGACACAGACAAAGAUCAGAGUUCCACCGACAAAGACACGGUGCUACAAAAAUCCAAGCGUUGGUCCGAGGACAUUCUGCACGCAGAAGAUGUCAGUCAAUUCGUCAGGAGAAGCGGAAAAAAGAGGAGGAGGAGGAAGAAGCAGCCCGGAGAAGAGCAGAAGAAGAGGAAAGGAGGAAGAGAGAAGAGGAGGAGGAGGCAAAGAGGAAAGCAGAGGAGGAAGAAAGACUUCGAAUGGAAGAAGAAGCCCGGAGAAAUGCAGAAGAGGAGGAGGCCAAGAGGAGGGCAGAAGAGGAAGAAGCUGCCAGGGAAGCACAAAGGGAGGAAGAGGAGAAAAGACUGGCAAGAGAGCCUCAGACUAGAGAGGAUCCAGAUAUAGAACUGAUCACGGAGGAGACGCUGGAUAAAAACCUCCCUGCCAAGGAGACACAGCUGGGUGAGGAGAGAGGGGAAACUGGAGAGAUAAAUACAAACUUGCAUACGAAUGAGGGACAGAGCAAGGUUGAAGAGCUGGAGGAUGAGGAGUUGGAUUUGGAGACUUGCGGUACCCAGGCUGAGGCUGGACCUCAGCUAGAUGAGGCGGAUGAGGAGGAACAGAUGGAGGAUUUGGAGAACCAAACACAAGGACUGUCAGAUUCAAAACCUGAUCUACCUUCAGAUGGAGUCACCUCCAGUGCACUUACACCCACAUCUCCACCGCAGGGGGAGGCGAAACAGGCCAGCACUACCUCCGAGCCUGAAAGAAAGAGGGUACAACCUCCUGCUAAUAACAAGGGCCUUUCAUCCAAGAGCCAGGAGAAGAGGGAGCAGAGGAGACGGAGGGGGCUGGAGCACAACCAGAGAGAGACUGAACGAGCUGCCUCAUCCUCCUCUUCUUCAGCCGCCAGCAAAGACCAGACACCCUCACCUCAGAGCAAAAGCCAAGAGACAUCAAAGCUAAAAGAGCGGUCAGACAGCAAAGAGCUGGACCAAUACACCUUUGUGGCCUGGAAAAUGAAGGAAGACAAGGGAGUGAAGAAGGAGGGGAAAAGUUCUUCUCCUUCACCUGGUCCUGUCCGUCCAACCACGUUAUCACUUCAGCCCGCUGACUCUUUGCAUGAGAAGAAUGGUGACGGCGACGGCGCUGUAACUGUAAGCCUGCAACGCAGGCCUGGAGCAAUAAAGGAAAAGCCAGAUAAGUGGAGAGGGAGACGGAGUAACGGGGAACACUCUGAUGGCACCAGCUCCUCUCCCCCUCAAGACGGAGGGGAAAGGAUGACAAGACCGCCUCUGAGCGAAACAGUCUCUUCCUCAGUUGACAGUUUGUCUCCAGGUUCUGAGGGGGCCGGUUUCAUUUCAGCCAGAGAGAUCAUUUCCUCAUCAGAAAGUAAUGGUGAUGGCUCAAAAGGAAGUUCCUUCAAAAGAAGGAACCAAGAGGGUUCUGGUCACCAAGAAGGGAGCCAACACAUCCCGUCCACACCAGACAGAUCAGGCGGCUUCUUCAGCAAAAUCUUGAAAAAACGACCUCACAAAGAACCCCAGACUCCAGACGGAGAGCCCACAUCAGCUCAGAGUCACAAUGACAAGUCAACACCAGGAGAAGCGGCACCAUCUGGACACCCGUCUCGACCCGUUCAGCAGCCCCACGGUGAACGAGCUGUUAAGAGUUUAGGCAGGAACCCAACCAUUAAGAUCAGCCGCGCCACACGGGUCUCCGAGCAGUGGAACGCCUCGUUGGACAGAGAAAUCCCCAACGCCAACGAGCUUCGGCACCUCGAUGAAUUUCUGGGUAAUCAGGUCAACGAUUUCCGCUCCAGGGGCAAGUCGCUGUCAGCCACAGAAGCAAUCUUUGUCACAGCCACCAUGCAGUUCAGGGAGAACAUCAAGGCCAUGUAUUCUUGCCCUAAACCCACCAUGCGCUACAAAGAUCUGAUGACGGGCUACCAGAACAAAGUGAUCUCCUUGGCAAACAGCAAACAGACUGAAGAAGUCCAGCUUGUGGUUAACCUGUUCCAGUCGGUGCUGGAUGGCUUCAUCAGAGGAGAAAUGAAGAAGGAGGAGGGCGAACCUGCAAAGCCUGCUAAAGCCAGAAAGAAGAGGAGGAAAAAAGAUAAGAAUAUGGAGAGUCCCCUGGAUCACGUUUUUGUUAACUAUCAGGUCAACAUUAUGCAGUCAUGUGACCAAUGUAGCUCUUACAUCUGGGGGAUGGAGAAAGCCUACAUGUGUAGCUAUUGUAAAAUGAUCUGCCAUAAGAAGUGCCUCUCCAAAAUAGUGACUGACUGCUCCACCUUUUGUGCCAAAAAGAGUGAUGAAGAGUUCACUGGACAGCACUUCGGGGUGCGCGUGGGUCACCUGUGCAGUGAUAAGAACCCAGUACCUGUGGUACUGGAGAUGAUGCUGGAGCAUGUGGAGAUGCACGGCCUCUACACCGAAGGCAUCUAUCGCAAAUCUGGAUCUGCCAACCGCAUAAAAGAGCUGCACCAGAGACUAGAGACAGACCCCCAUCUGGUCUGCCUGGAGAACCAUCCCAUCCACACAGUAACAGGCCUGGUAAAGCAGUGGCUGCGGGAGCUGCCGGAUCCACUCAUGACCUUCACGCAUUACAGUGACUUCCUUCACGCAGUGGAACUGCCAGAGAAGCAAGAGCAGCUUCAAUCCAUCUAUAAAGUUUUGGAGGAGCUUCCCACAGCAAACUUCAACACGUUGGAGCGACUUGUUUUCCACCUUGUCAGGGUUUCUAAAGAAGAGCCUCACAACCGCAUGUCUCCCAACUCGUUGGCCAUAGUUUUUGCACCGUGUAUCCUGCGCUGCCCGGACAGUGCUGACCCACUACUCAGCAUGAGGGAUGUUGCCAAGACAACCACGUGUGUGGAGAUGAUCAUCGUUGAGCAGACCAGACGCUACAAUGAGAAGAUGGAAGAGAUCGAGCAGCUAGAAUAUGCAGAAGAGUUGGCCGUCAACCAGCUCAAACUCAAGAGAAAGAACACGAACUACUGGCAUUUACCUCUAAGGUUCUCAGCUCCUUACAAAGGAGUGGUGGUGCACGAGAAGGUCAGUUCUGAUCUCAGCGUGGUCCCUGAGAACGAGCCGCUGGACUCGGACACUGAGGCCGAGAAGAACCUUGUGGAACGCAUUAAGUCCAUCAAACAGGAGAAAGAAGAUCUGGCCUGCCGUCUGCCAGAUUUAGAGCAGCCUGGUUCAGAUCAGGAGAACUUGGACUCUGAAGCGUCAUUAAGCUCGGAGAGUCUCCUGGACGAACAGCAGCGAUCUUCUGCUCACAGCUCGGAGCCUGAAGGACGAAGAUCGCUCCGGCUGAGAAGACACAAGCCUAUUUGUCCUCCCAAACCACCAGAUCUCGCCCAGCGACCCAAAGUCCCUGGUGGACGCAUGUCUCUGUCAAACCUCACCCCUGCCAGCUCCACCUCCUCGCUGUCUAGCUGCGCUUCUUCAGCUUCCGAAUCCUCCAAGGCGGUGCUCAGACAUCCUCUGCAACGCCGCAACCCCGUCAUCCCGGACACAGUUAAACUGCCCCCAGGUGUCCACUCCCACGCUGCAGCCUCAGAUCGAGCUCACACUUCCACUUCUCCUGAAAGUGGAGCAUUCAGACACGCUGUUAGGAAACGAGAGCAGCCCGGACGCCGCAAAGACAGCACCCAGUCCCUGUACAUCGAUGGCGCAGAGCGUGACCUUUUGUUGCAAUUUUCCUCGUGCCCUCCGUCUGCUGCAAACUCUUCCUCCUCCAUUUCAAAGGCAGUGCCCUCUUUUCAUCUUGAGCACCCCGAGAUAGAAGCUUCUAAGGGACAGAGACGCUUUUCUGACCCAGACAUACCUUACAUGGAUGAUGAUGUCUGACCAGGUGGAGUAGCAAAUACUGGUAAAGGCAACAUCCCACCACUAAACAAAACAAAACCACACUCAGUGUGGAAGAGGGGAGUAUAGUAGAAGAAUGCAGCCUGGAUUACCUGUGUGAGUAAAAACGAGAGAAACAAAAUUUGCUCCUGUGGUUCCAAGAAGUUAGACUUGACAGAAAAUGGAGGCUGUUCCACCUGUCUGAGAGAAACGAAUCAAGGCACUGCAAAUGCGUUUGACAGUUUUGUUUCAUCUCAUUUGACAGUGAAAAUAACUGGACGAAUUGUUGCCAAGCACCUUUUCUAUCGUUUUAAUAUAUUGUGGUAAAGGAUGAUGAAUCAGUUGGACCAGAGACUGUUUAUGUAGCUUCAGAAUGAUUUUUUUUUUUGUAUUUUUUUUUUUUAUUAUUAUUAUUUGAGCAAAUUCAAGAAAAUAUUGCAGGUUCCAGUCGCACUUUUCAUUUUUUUUCUUUUUUUUUGUCUAAUGAGUAAAAUAUGCUUACUGAAUUGUUAGCUAGUGCCUUGAUUUUGUACAGUGAGUUAAUAACUCAUUUCUCAUAUCAUAAUUAUGGAACAGCGCUCAUAGAGGGAGGGAGGGUUAUUUGGAAUAAAGAGGGGCCUUUGUCUCAGACUUCUUUGUUUAUUGUACUGAACCGACACAAAAAAUGGAAGACAUGGUCAGACCAAGGAACUGAAACAUGCACAUUCAGUUUGAGUUCAUCUUUUAACCUGCUGCACAGCAAACACCAGAUAGGAAGUCACUGCUUUCAGAUGGCUAAGGGAAACGGGAGCAGCACACGCCACUUUCUCCAACAAAAUAAAGAAAAACACAAGCCCCACCAUACCGCCAUGCCACAACGUCUUUAAAGCUUCCUGAACUCGGCCUCUUCCUGAAUGAACGUGGUUCAACUUGGAUGUGGACUGUCUGGUGAUGAGCAAGUUCUGCUAAAGCACAUCUCUGGCCAACAUUGUAUGAAAUGUAAUACUAAUGCUCGUCUGUGACUGCUGAAUGUUAGUUUGUCUGGAUUAGUAGGAAGAUGUUCUGUUGUAUAAUGUGUAACAGAGUGUUUGUUUGGGACUGAAUGACAUGAGCUGUAAUGGUUAUUAGUAUUAACAUGAAAAUACAGUACGUGAUGCUUGUAA